GAAGAGGGAAGGGGGGAUAUCGGGGAAAAAAACGCAAGGUACCACCGUACCAGCAGCGCAAAGAGCCGGGUGUUGGCACAGAUCAGGCGGCCGCCAUGGCGGAUCAGUUCGCGGAUUCGGCGAACAACGUGAUCAUCGAGGAGGUGAACAAGGGACUGAACCCAGGAAUGGUGGUUCUGCUCGUGGUUGCCAGCUUCCUGCUGCUCUUCUUUGCCGGGAACUACGCGCUGUAUGUGUACGCGCAGAAGACGCUCCCGCCGAAGAAGAAGAAGCCGGUCUCCAAGAAGAAGCUGAAGAGGGAAAAGCUGAAGCAGGGUGUCUCCGCGCCAGGGGAGUGAACAGACAGGGAUGCCGCCGAUCGGCCCGUCCUGAGCCCGCCCCCUAUUUACAUGAUUGUCGAAGAAAAAAGAUACACCUGCUGGAGCCGCGGUGUUCGUAGUAAUUUUGUUCUGUAGAUGCUUUUUGUUGUCUUCGAUGGUAGUGCAUUUGUAUUGGACACCUUGUUUCAGCAACUGAUGAAUCUUUAGCCUAAACCGAGUUACUCUUUUGUUCCUGUAAACUACAAGUACUUCAAAUGACGCUGGUGAUGGUGAACCUGAGUAAAAUUGGCGAGUCCCA
Messenger RNA from Zea mays, 618 nucleotides. Its product is annotated as DNA-binding protein S1FA2. Gene Ontology annotation, cellular component: nucleus. The record is from RefSeq and is marked provisional. Gene Ontology annotation, molecular function: DNA binding. Lineage: Eukaryota; Viridiplantae; Streptophyta; Magnoliopsida; Poales; Poaceae. Gene Ontology annotation, biological process: regulation of DNA-templated transcription. The transcript is spliced from 3 exons. The coding region runs from base 96 to 338 and encodes 80 amino acids.